Medicago truncatula (barrel medic) is the source of this 1574-nucleotide messenger RNA. Its product is annotated as 4-hydroxy-3-methylbut-2-enyl diphosphate reductase, chloroplastic. Gene Ontology annotation, molecular function: 4-hydroxy-3-methylbut-2-enyl diphosphate reductase activity; metal ion binding. The transcript is spliced from 10 exons. Gene Ontology annotation, biological process: dimethylallyl diphosphate biosynthetic process; isopentenyl diphosphate biosynthetic process, methylerythritol phosphate pathway. The record is from RefSeq and is a predicted model, not a curated record. Lineage: Eukaryota; Viridiplantae; Streptophyta; Magnoliopsida; Fabales; Fabaceae. The coding region runs from base 114 to 1463 and encodes 449 amino acids.
UUUCUAUUGAACGAACUAAGACAACGAAUAAAUAGAGAGCAAGAUUUUGCGGACAUAACAUCAUCAUCAAAACAGAACAACCCCCGUUUGUCUUUGUCCUGACAGUAUCUUCAAUGGCUUUCUGUUCGAAUCUUUGCCUACGUCUCCCCGCCACCCGCAUCGACGUUCCUUCUCCGACCACUUUCCGCUGCCGCAAACUCUUCUCCGUCCGUUGCUCCGCCGAUGCCGAUUUCGACCCAAAACUCUUCCGUAAGAAUCUCACAAGAAGUGAGAAUUAUAACCGCAAAGGCUUUGGUCAUAAAGAAGAGACCCUCAAACUCAUGAAUCGCGAGUACACAAGUGAUGUCAUCAAGACUUUGAAGGAAAAUGGGUUUGAGUAUACAUGGGGUAAUGUCACUGUGAUGCUAGCCGAAUCCUUUGGAUUUUGCUGGGGGGUUGAGAGGGCUGUUCAAAUUGCUUAUGAAGCCAGGAAACAAUUUCCUGAUGAAAAAAUUUGGAUUACCAAUGAAAUUAUCCAUAACCCAACUGUUAAUAAGCGGCUAGAGGAUAUGGAAGUACAGAAUAUUCCUAUUGGAGAAGGGAAGAAACAAUUUGAGGUUGUCAACAAGGGUGAUGUAGUCAUAUUGCCUGCUUUUGGAGCUGCAGUUGACGAGAUGUUGACUUUGAGUGAGAAAAAUGUUCAAAUCGUUGAUACAACUUGCCCGUGGGUUUCAAAGGUAUGGAAUGUUGUUGAAAAGCACAAAAAAGGAGACUAUACCUCGAUAAUUCAUGGUAAAUAUGCCCAUGAGGAAACCGUAGCAACUGCAUCUUUUGCUGGGAAGUACAUAAUUGUGAAAAAUAUGGCAGAGGCUGAAUAUGUUUGCGACUAUAUUCUUGGUGGUGAAUUUAAUGGAUCCAGUUCAACUAGAGAGGCAUUUUUCGAGAAAUUUAAAUUUGCACUUUCUAAGGGCUUUGAUCCAGACAGUGACCUGAUAAAACUUGGCAUUGCAAAUCAGACAACAAUGCUCAAGGGAGAGACUGAAGAGAUUGGCAGACUAGUGGAGAGGACUAUGAUGCGCAAAUAUGGCGUGGAAAACGUUACUGAGCACUUCAUAAGCUUCAACACAAUUUGUGAUGCUACUCAGGAGCGACAAGAUGCUAUUUACAAGCUGGUGGAGAAAGAUAUGGAUCUUAUGUUAGUUGUUGGUGGCUGGAACUCGAGCAACACAUCACAUCUACAAGAGAUAGCUGAGGAACGCGGAAUUCCUUCUUACUGGAUUGACAGCGAGCAAAGAAUUGGCCCAGGAAACAGAAUAGCAUACAAGUUGAAUCAUGGCGAGCUUGUGGAGAAAGAAAACUUUCUACCAAAGGGUCCAUUAAGGAUUGGUGUAACAUCUGGUGCAUCCACACCUGACAAGGUCGUUGAAGAUGCUCUUAUCAAGGUGUUUGAUUUGAAAAGGGAAGAAGCACUACAACUCGCGUAAUGUAGGUUUGAUACAUACAUUAUUAAAUGUAUAAAUAACAGGAUAAACUUGAAAUUACAGAAUCUGUUACAGUUGAAGAAUUUAUCAAUGAGAAGCCUCAAUGUUAUAUUA